CACCACAACAACAACAACAGAUCCAGCAACUGUUACGCAAACCAUGGCCCCUCGAAAAGCUCUCUUCGUCAUUGACAUCCAGAAAGAGCUGGCCGUCGAUCCCACCACCCGAGUCCCGCAUGCGGACCGAGUCAUCGCCUCCGCCGAGGGAACCCUCAACGCCGUCCGCUCGGUCAUCGAUUCCUCCCGUGAGAAGAACCAACCAUCCCCAUGGGCGAUCUACUUCAUUCAGCACGAGGAGACCUCUGCGAGUGGGACACUGCUGAGAGGCAGUGAGCCCUGGGAAUUGGUCUUGACCCCGCGGGUAGAUGUCGAGGAGGAACUCGUGGUCGCGAAGAAGACUGGCAACACGUUCGAGUCGAAUCCGACCCUCUCGACGCGCCUCCGCAAUGCCGACAUCAACGAGAUAGUGGCCGUGGGUCUGCAAAGUGAGAAGUGCGUCGAAGCGACCUGCAAGGGGGCGUUGGCGGCGGGGUUCCGCGUGACUCUCCUUGCUGGUGCGCACUCGACGUACGAAUCGGACGGGAAGACUGCGACAGAGCUCGAGCGCGAGGUGGAGCGGCGUCUGUCGACUCGUGGGGCUCGUGUCUUGCGGUGGGAAGAGGCGGCUUCGCAGUGGGUUCAGUAGCAGCGUAAAUAGAUUGUCUGUGAGCCUGGAUUAUUUUGGCAUCGUUUUCCAACAUUCUCUUCUAGUUGAAGUAUUAACCUAGCAUCUGCUCUAAUCAAAUGAAAGUGACACAAGUCAGGCGCAAGGGACAAUCGAGACUGAAGCUGCC
Molecule: messenger RNA, 776 nt
Organism: Aspergillus japonicus CBS 114.51
Lineage: Eukaryota; Fungi; Ascomycota; Eurotiomycetes; Eurotiales; Aspergillaceae
Product: Isochorismatase hydrolase
Exons: 2
Coding region: 44-628 (194 amino acids)
Source: RefSeq, a predicted model, not a curated record